Cladophialophora bantiana CBS 173.52 is the source of this 750-nucleotide messenger RNA. RefSeq lists its product as uncharacterized. The transcript has 3 exons. The coding region runs from base 1 to 750 and encodes 249 amino acids. The record is from RefSeq and is a predicted model, not a curated record. NCBI's taxonomy places the organism in Eukaryota, Fungi, Ascomycota, Eurotiomycetes, Chaetothyriales, Herpotrichiellaceae.
AUGCCUUUUGUGACUGCCAAUCCAUUUGGUGCCGGCUCAUUCUACGAGCGAGGUGUUUGUGCUGCAGAUAAUUGUGCCAGAGCUGUUACGGGCACAGCAGCCCAGCCACCGCUUGCAACCCGUCAAGCAGACUGCUCGGCUUUCUUCAGCCAAGUGCCUACACCAACGGUGCCAGCGUAUGCUUCGGCUUGCAGUGGAGCUACCCGUUAUAGCAGUGCCUGCUCGUGUCUUGGAAUCACCGCGCCCACGUAUACUUGUCUCAACUCACCUCAAGCAACCAAUAUUGUCUCGACAUUUGCUUCAUUCUUGACUGCGCCCCAAGCCCCAGACUUUGCGUCAAAGGCGAAUGCGCUGUUGGCGGAUAACUUCACCGACACCAGCGAUUCCAUCAAUUUCCUGGCUGGCUACCCUCUCGGUGGCAAAACAUUCCCUAGCAAGACUGCGUUCAUCGCUGGUCAAGGAGCACAGCGACCUAUUCCCACCCUCACUACUCUUGAUAUCUUCUUCUCCUGCAACAAGAUCGCCUGGCGAUGGCUUGCACAGGGCAUCGGAUCCGGUCAAUAUGAGGUCAAGGGUAUUGACACUUUCACAAUUACACCAUCGGGCCAGAUCAGUGAAGCUUUUGCCGAGUUCAACAGCGGAGCCUGGGCAGCAGAUCUCGCGCCUUCUCCCUCGCUUUCAGGUUCGUCAACCACAUCAACGACGACAACAACAACGACAAGCGCGACGCCGACUACGACCGUGGCCUAA